This is a messenger RNA of Meloidogyne enterolobii, 2095 nucleotides long. NCBI's taxonomy places the organism in Eukaryota, Metazoa, Nematoda, Chromadorea, Rhabditida, Meloidogynidae. The record is from the annotation of a GenBank genome assembly.
UUUUCCACAUUUUUAUAUUUUGGGAGUUUUUUGGGAUGGUAUUUUAGCGUUUGGUAUUACGAGGUGCUCACCCAUACACUAAUAUUUUAUAUACUUAAAUAUUUAUUUUUUUCCUUCCUUCAAGUUAUUCACACUUUUGACGUUUCAAUACUUUUUUUUAAAGUUUUUACUAUUUUUAAAAAAAUAAACUUUGUAAAAUUAUUUUGAUGAUUUCGCUAUUGUUUUACUUUUGUUUUUUGUCAUUAAUUACCUUUUUUAAUUUUCUUUUUUCGCUUAUUUUUUUAGUCAUUUUUUUACAAAAACACUUCAGCAAUCAUUUCUUCAAUUUUCUCUGCUUACUCAAAUGACAGACAAUUCUGAAGUCAAAAAUGAGAAAAUGGUUCAGCCUGAAUAUGUGAUUGUAGCAAAAAGCCUGGAUGAAGAGGCUGAAAGAAUUGAAUUACCUGCGGAUCAGGAUGGAUCGUUGGGAAUCCAAACACUUGCUGGUGCGUUCCCUGGAGCACAUGGAUUGAAGUACAAGAACCCUGCAACUGGGGCUUUUCGAGCGCUUUUGAUUGAUCCUGCUGGAACGAAAUUUUUUCCACCAGCAGAUGGUUGGGAAAAUAAAGUGUUUAUUGUCAUUUGUAAACAGCAAGAUCCAGCACCAGAAAAAGUUCAGCCCAAGAAAGGUGAUCAAAACGCAAAGCGUCGGAAAUUAAUGGUUGAAAGUGAUGAUGGUGAUUCUCAUGAUAGUGAUAGUGAUCGUCCACCUGGUGAAAAAUUGCGUAAUAAAAGUAGUGGUGGAGGUGGUGAAACAGUUAAGCGUCAAAUUGGUGUUUCUAAACAAAAACGAAUGAUGGGAAGUGUUGAUAAUGGUAGUAGUGGUGGUGGAGGAUUAAUAAAUAAAUAUGAUAAUUAUCCUGUUGAAUAUGUUGAUGAAAUGUGUGAAGAAGAACAAAAUGUAUUAAAUUUUCCAAAUAGAAUGGUUGAUUUACUUGUUCUUGGACUUCCGUUUGAAUUGACUGAAGAAGAAUUAAAAAAACAUUUUGAAACUUUUGGAAAAGUUGUUCAUUGUGAGGUAAAAAUACAAAAAGGAUCAAACACGAAUCGUGGUUUUGGUUUUGUUCAGAUGAAUGAUUUGGAAUCUCAACGAAAAGUUUUACAACAAAAAACACAUUAUAUUGGUGGACGUGCUUGUCAAGUCAAAGUUCCAUUUACUAAAAAUGCCCUAUCUUCCAAAGUAUUUGUUGGACGAAUUAAAGAAGGAACUACAACAAUGGAUUUACGUGAAUUUUUUGCUGAAGAGGCACGAAAAAUUGAACCAGAUUCAACUAUAACAGAUGUUUAUAUUCCUCGUCCAUUUCGUUCUUUUGCUUUUGUCAGUUUUUCAUCACCAAUUGUGGCAAAGGAAUUGAUAAAGGUUGGACAAUUUACUAUGGGUGAAAAUCAAAUUUAUGUAUCGUCUGCUCAUAGUACACGGCCACCAAACACUACACAACAACAACAACUGGUUGACAAUUCUUUGUCAAGUUAUCAACAUCCUUUUAAACCAAAUGCACAGAAUUUUUUCACUGAUUGGUAUGGUUCACAUGCAGGAGGAGCACAUGGAGGAGAUUUAACAGGAACUCCUUCUCUUGCAAGUCAAAUUGUUUCAUCAGCAAAUUUACCACUUUAUCCAAGCCAUGCUUCAAUGUUUACACAAGCAUAUCAACAACAACCAGUUUUUAUUGGUAGUCAAAAUGCUCCUCCACAUUCUCAUCCUCCACCUGGUGUUGCUCCAGGAAAUCAAAUGUUAAAUCAAUUGGAGACUUUAAAUUUGAAUAAUAUGGGAAUUGGACAUGAAGUUGUAAAUGCUAUAAAGGCUAUAUUUUCGGUAGCUCAACAACAAAAUUCACCAGUUUCUCAACAUUCUCAAUAUGCUGGUCAUCAACAACAUAAAUUAGCUGGUUCAAUUUCACCACCACCAGUAAACCCAAUUCAAUCAAAUAGUAGUGGACGUUAUAUUCCUCCACGUGAGCGUCCAACUCGAAGAGGAAAUGAAAAUAAUGGUAGCGUUGGAAGUGGUGGUGGUGGAGGUGGGAGUAUUGGAAGUGGUGGUGGUAGUGGAUGGCGAUGA